This is a messenger RNA of Saccharomyces eubayanus, 1581 nucleotides long. It is a transcript of the gene ACH1, whose product is annotated as acetyl-CoA hydrolase. Gene Ontology annotation, biological process: acetate metabolic process. Gene Ontology annotation, molecular function: acetyl-CoA hydrolase activity; acetate CoA-transferase activity. The record is from RefSeq and is a predicted model, not a curated record. Lineage: Eukaryota; Fungi; Ascomycota; Saccharomycetes; Saccharomycetales; Saccharomycetaceae. Gene Ontology annotation, cellular component: mitochondrion. The transcript has a single exon. The coding region runs from base 1 to 1581 and encodes 526 amino acids.
AUGACAAUUUCUAAUCUGCUGAAGCAGAGAGUCAGGUACGCUCCCUACCUGAAAAAAGUUAAACAGGCACAUGAGCUUAUCCCACUGUUCAAGAAUGGCCAGUACCUGGGUUGGUCCGGUUUCACAGGGGUCGGUACGCCCAAGGCAGUUCCCGAGGCGCUGAUAGAUCACGUGGAGAAGAACAACCUGCAGGGGAAGUUGAGGUUCAAUCUUUUCGUAGGCGCAUCUGCUGGUCCCGAGGAAAACCGGUGGGCUGAGCACGACAUGAUCAUUAAGAGAGCCCCCCAUCAGGUGGGGAAGCCCAUUGCGAAGGCCAUCAACCAGGGCAGGAUCGAGUUCUUCGAUAAGCACUUGUCCAUGUUCCCACAGGACUUGACGUACGGAUUCUACACCAGGGGAAGAACCGACAACAAAAUCCUGGAUUAUACCAUCAUCGAGGCCACCGCGAUCAAAGAGGACGGGUCCAUUGUCCCCGGGCCCUCCGUCGGUGGGUCUCCGGAAUUCAUCUCGGUCAGUGAUAAAGUGAUCAUUGAAGUCAACACGGCCACGCCUUCGUUCGAAGGUAUUCACGAUAUAGAUAUGCCCGUAAACCCACCUUUCAGAAAGCCCUACCCGUACUUAAAGGUCGAUGACAAAUGUGGUGUCGACUCCAUCCCGGUCGACCCUGAGAAAGUGGUGGCCAUCGUAGAGUCUACCGUGCGAGACCAGGUUCCUCCAAACACUCCCUCCGACGAGACGUCGAGGGCGAUUGCCGACCAUCUGGUCGGCUUCUUCAGAGACGAGGUCAAGCACGGCAGGCUGCCCGAAAACUUGUUGCCCUUGCAAAGUGGUAUCGGUAACAUCGCCAACGCCGUCAUCGAGGGCCUUGCCGGCGCCCAAUUCAAGCAUUUAAAUGUAUGGACCGAAGUGUUGCAGGAUUCGUUCCUGGACCUUUUCGAAAACGGGUCUUUGGAUUACGCCACCGCCACCUCCGUGAGACUGACUGAAAAGGGUUUCGCAAGRGCUUUUGAAAACUGGGAGCACUUCAAGCACAAACUGUGUCUGAGAUCUCAAGUCGUCUCCAACAACCCGGAAAUGAUCCGUAGAUUAGGUGUCAUUGCCAUGAACACCCCAGUGGAAGUCGAUAUCUAUGCUCAUGCCAACUCCACGAACGUUAACGGUUCCCGUAUGUUGAACGGUUUGGGUGGGUCCGCUGACUUCUUGAGAAAUGCCAAGCUGUCGAUCAUGCACGCACCCUCCGCAAGGCCCACCAAAGUGGACCCCACUGGUAUUUCCACAAUCGUGCCCAUGGCCUCUCAUGUUGACCAAACCGAACACGAUUUGGACAUCCUGGUCACCGACCAAGGUUUGGCUGAUCUAAGAGGGCUAUCGCCCAAGGAAAGGGCUCGUGAAAUCAUUAACAAGUGUGCUCAUCCUGAUUAUCAAGCUUUGUUGACUGAUUAUUUGGACAGAUCAGAACACUAUGCCAAGAAGCACAACUGUUUGCACGAACCACACAUGCUAAAGAACGCCUUCAAAUUCCACACAAAUCUGGCUGAAAAGGGUACCAUGAAGGUCGACAGCUGGGAACCAGUUGAUUAA